AAGCCGGGGGACGGGGGUAUCCGGUGGGUGCUGGGGGGAGCCGCUGAACCCCCCCCCCCGGUGCCCCCCAGCCGUGGGUCAUGCGGCGCCGGAGCGAUCGUGCCCCCAGGGAGAAGGCGCUGGUGGCCACGGAGGAGGAGACGAAGAGCGCGGGCAGGAAGGGGGAGCAGGGCCCAGAGGGGUUCCAGUGCUCCGGGGUCCUGGAGCGGGACUUGCCCGAGCUCUGCGCCCGCGCCGGCAUCACCCACGUCCCGCGGGUCACGGUGCGGCCGGCCCCGAGCUUCCCUGCGGACGCGGAGCCGCCUGCGGGGACGCUGGAGGAGACGCUGGCCCGCAUCGAGCGCAAGUACCGGAGCUUCCAGCCCCGCAUCCAGGUGGAGCGGGAGCAGGAGGAGCCCCGCAGCGUCCGCGCCGUGUUCCUGCGAGGCUGGAAGCUCGAGGAGGAGAUGCUGGGGGUCCUGAGCCAGUGUCUGACCGCGCUGGGGGCGCUGCAGGAGCUGCACCUCUGGAACGUGCCGCUGCCGGAGCCGCUGCUGCCGGUGCUGGCGGCGCUGCCAACGCGCUGCUCCCGCCUGCGGACGCUGAGCCUGGAGGGGAAUCCUUUGCCUGAAUCCGCUUUCCAGCUGUUGAUGGGCACCGACAGCCUGUGGCGCCACCUCUCGCUGCGCUGCUGCAGCAUCGGGGCCGCGGCCGCGGAGCGCAUCGGGAGGAGCCUCUCGACCCCCGGGAGCUGCAACCGGCGCCUCGAGUCGCUGGUGCUGAGCUUCAACCGCAUCGGGGACCGCGGCGCCCAGCGAAUCGCAGAGGGGCUGCGCCUGAACCGCUCCCUGCUCUCCCUGUCCCUGGCCAGCAACGACAUCGGUGACGCCGGGGCCUCGGCGCUGGCCCAGGUGCUGGCUCCCUUCGCGCUCACCCCCGAGGAGGAGGCGCAGCGGCGGCGGCUGCUCCUGGCGCGGGCCCUGGGGCGCUCCCGUGCGGCCCCCAAGGAGCCCGAGCCCCGCGGAGACCCCGCUGCGGGCGGCAAAGGGGCCCCGGCCCGGCCCGGCAGAGCCGGCCCCAGGAGCAAGGAACCGCAGCGGAAAGAGGAGCUCAAACAGAGCAAGAAGCGUGAGAGGGGCUGCGAGGGGCGGAGGGAACACGCCGGAGCCGAAGCCGGGCGCGCAGAAGCCGAGCGCGGCCGCGGAGCCGCUGCCGGGCGCGGGCGGCCCCGGGGCGCUGCUGCCCGGGAACCGCUCCCUGCGCAGCCUCAGCCUGGACCACAACCGCGUGUCCGAGCGCGGCCUCGGAGCCUUCCUGGCGGCGCUGGAAGCGCAGCAGCGCGAGGAGCCCAAGGGGCCCGGGCAGCAGGGGCUGGAGCGGCUCGGGCUGGAGAGCAACCGCAUCCCUCCCACCAGCCCGGCCCUGGCCCGGCUGCAGGAGCUGCUGCCGCUGGAGCCCGGUCCCAAAGCCCCGGAGCAGGAGGAGGAGCAGGAUGCGGGCACUUAGGGCGGUCCCGGUCCCGGUCCCGGGUCCUGGCCUUCCCCUUGGAAACCAACCCCAAACCCUUGUGUGGAGAGGAGGAAAAGAACCGGGAUCCGGGAGGGAAAGAACUGGGAUCCGGGAGGAAAAGAACCGGGAUCCGGGAGGGAAAGAACCGGGAUCCGGGAGGAAAAGAACCGGGAUCCGGGAGGAAAAGAACCGGGAUCCGGGAGGAAAAGAACCGGGAUCCGGGAGGGAAAGAACCGGGAUCCGGGAGGGAAAGAACCGGGAUCCGGGAGGGAAAGAACCGGGUUCCAGGAGAGAAAGAACCGGGAUCCGGGAGGAAAAGAACCGGGAUCCAGGAGGGAAAGAACCGGGAUCCGGGAGGAAAAGAACCGGGAUCCAGGAGGGAAAGAACCGGGAUCCAGGAGGGAAAGAACGGGGAUCCGGGAGGAAAAGAACCGGGAUCCAGGAGGGAAAGAACGGGGAUCCGGGAGGAAAAGAACGGGGAUCCGGGAGGGAAAGAACUGGGAUCCGGGAGGGAAAGAACCGGGAUCUGGGAGGGAAAGAACCGGGAUCCAGGAGGAAAAGAACCGGGAUCCGGGAGGAAAAGAACCGGGAUCCAGGAGGGAAAGAACGGGGAUCCGGGAGGAAAAGAACCGGGAUCCAGGAGGGAAAGAACGGGGAUCCGGGAGGAAAAGAACCGGGAUCCAGGAGGUCCAAGCACCGCUCGCUCUCGGCUCUAUUAUAUAUAA
Pezoporus flaviventris is the source of this 2213-nucleotide messenger RNA. RefSeq names its product leucine-rich repeat-containing protein 71-like. Gene Ontology annotation, molecular function: protein binding. NCBI's taxonomy places the organism in Eukaryota, Metazoa, Chordata, Aves, Psittaciformes, Psittacidae. The record is from RefSeq and is a predicted model, not a curated record.